Messenger RNA from Moneuplotes crassus, 1726 nucleotides. Lineage: Eukaryota; Ciliophora; Spirotrichea; Euplotida; Euplotidae. The record is from the annotation of a GenBank genome assembly.
AUGAAGCGAAACUGGAGGAGAAAAUGGAAUAUACCCAAACUCUUUAGAGCCGGAGCUUUAUCACCAAUCCAGUUACCACCAAAGUUCUUUAGAAAUGACAAGUCAAUAUUGAUGAGUGUCUACCAAGUCCCUCAGGGGCAUUCAAAAUCGUUCUCACACUUACCUAAAAGACGACGUAACAAAUCCCGAAUGGAGAAGGUUAGCAAGCUAAUCUCUAAACAGCUUCUUGAUGAGAAAAAGGAUGAAGAAAAUUCCUUGUACGAGUCAAGCAAGGACAGCAUGAAGUCAGCAUCCCAAAUCUCCUUAGUAGGAAUAACUCAUAUUUUUAGAAGAACAAUAUCUCAUAUAAAAGGUUCAGGCCAAGACCGAUCCAGAGAAUGAGCACCAAGGUCGACAAAUACCUCAACAAAAUAAUGAUUUCAAAUAAGAACGAGCCUGAAAUAUAACUUUCCCGAAGGCUCUAAAGAACAACAAAGCCAUCUCAAUCCAUUCCAAACAAGGAAUUGGGACGAAUACCUCCUUUCAUUCUCCAAAGAAACUCCAGUUUCGAGAAACCUACUCAAGCAUUAGGAAGGAGACGAUUACGAAUCGGACCCAGAAAUCCAAGCAAAAUUUGAAAAUCAUUCUCAAAAUGAAGAAAUUGAAGUCCAGAAUAGGUGUGUGCCAGUACAAACUACUUCGAACACUUAGCUUUAAUGCAAAGAUGGAGCUCGCUUUUGUUGAAAAAGAAAAUAUUACACCAAUAAUCACUGAAGCCUUCGAAAAAUUCAAAUCUGACACAGUCUAUUAUAAAGAAAUCAAGCUCUAUGGCACAAAAAUCAAGAUCAAGAAGCAACGGUUCAAAACUGACAAUAAGCCUACUAAACUAUUCAUGAACAAAGUACGGACCAAGAUAAAGGAGCUUGAAGAGUUACAAGCCCUUGACAAGGGAAAGCCCCAAGGACAGCAAAAGAGUGCUAAAAACAGGUACAUCACGCACCAAAGUACACAGUUUCUGGAUAACUCAACCAUCUCAAGACAUUACACUGGAGUUCAUGAAGUCUCAGGAAUAUUAUGAUGUAUUUAUGCCCAAAUAAAAUCAUCAAAGAUCUACGUGACUGUGAACCCGAGCUAUGGGCCUGAGAAAUGAUUCAAUACAUCUUUCUACCCUAUAAUCAAAGACAUAGACUCAAUCAACUUACAAUUCGAGGUCAAUAGGCUAUUUUUUAUCAAAAAUGACAAGAAGUUAGCACUGAGGUACUACAAUAAUUACUCAGGUUGCAUGCCUCAGAAGAGAAGUGAAUCUGUUAUAAAUAUAUGAAAGCUGGAUACACUCAACCAUUCUCAAUUUCAAAAAUUGGAGGACAAGAAGUCACCUUGAAAAUAACCAGAAUAGCUUAAAAUACCAAACUGGCCAGCAGCCUCAAGAAACCCAUGAUAUGCCUCUCCAGAGGAAAGACUUGGUGAUAGAGAAACAACCAGAUCAAUCAAAACAGAAGAAGCAUUUGUUCUAUACAACUGAAUUCCUUUAGUAACAACCAUGUCUCAGCCUAUAGUGAACAAAUGGGGUAAACUCUUCAUUGAAAAACCUUUAUAGCCAAUACGUGCCGUCCGACUUGAGCGAAAGAGACUCCUGUAAGCUUAGAUCCAGCUAAAAUAUAGUCCUAGCAUCUUCAAAUUCAAGUAAGUGUCUCUAAACUAACCAGAGGAGCUAUAAACUCCCAGAGAAAUUCAACUAAAUCUUCUA